This is a messenger RNA of Diabrotica balteata, 915 nucleotides long. Lineage: Eukaryota; Metazoa; Arthropoda; Insecta; Coleoptera; Chrysomelidae. The record is from the annotation of a GenBank genome assembly.
AUGCCUUUGGAGAACUCCGUCUGCAGUGAGCAUUCGAGCGGUAUAAAAUCCUUGGACGGUGAAUGGAAACAAAGAGCGGAAGAAGAAUUAAAUGAGACUCCCGAGGUUUUCAAGCGAGAAUUGGCUGCCCUAAGGCGAAUGGUAGAGAAUGAUACCAACUUGACAGUGCCUAAUACUGAUGAGUUUUUAAUCAGAUUCUUAAGAGCUAGAAAAUGUGACAGUACCAAAGCUUUUCAUAUGCUUCAAAGAUAUUUUUUGAUGAAAAUAAAAUGCCCGGAGCUAUUUCAAUGUCCAUUGCCUUCAGAGUGUGGGACGAUGUUUGAGUUACAAGCUCAAACCAUGCUCUCUUCAAGGGAUCAAUUAGGCAGAAGAGUUUACAUAAUUAGAGUAGACAAUUUCGACUCAACAAAAGUAACUAUAGACGACGUUUUCCGCACAAAUGUUUUGGCUCUAGAACAUGUAGUUCGGGAAGCCGAAACACAAGUAGCAGGUAUAGUUGUAAUUUUAGAUAUGGCUGGCCUAAGCCUUCAACACGCCAAAUUUUUCACGCCUUAUUAUGCUAAGAAAAUGGUAGAGCUAGUGCAGGAGACUUUUCCGCUACGGUUCAAAGGUUUUCAUAUAGUUAACGAGCCGUUUUACUUUGAUGCUAUUGUUGCUGUAUUAAAGCCUUUUUUAAAAGAUAAGAUUAGAAAAAGGAUAAUAUUACAUGGCAGUGACUUAUCUUCCCUGCAAGCCUUUAUAGCAUCUGAAAUUCUUCCAUCUGAAUUUGGUGGAAAAAGUGGUAAUUUUGACAAUAGAGCUUGGUAUAUGCAAUUGCUGGCCGAUGAGGAGUAUUUUAAAAAUAUUAGGACUUUUGGAUAUAAAAUUGAUGUCGAUGUUAAUGUGGAGGGAGGUGGGGGCGAAAGCGAGAAAUAA